GCCCAGUCUCGCUGCCUGACGUGCGUCGAUUAUAGCGGAGAGUUAUGAGAGGCGGAAGGAGGAGCGCGCGAGGCAAGAAUAAUGGAAAUAAUGGAAAAUAGUAAUUGUGUGCGCUUAACUGAUGAGGAAGACACAGUUCCUCUUGUGGAAAUGGAAACUGUGACAGAGAAACAAAGUGAGGAAGGUGUGGGAGAAGGUAACAAUGCAGAGAAUACCUCAGAUACUUCCAACAUGUACAGGUAUAUUAAAGAUGGCUUGUUUACUUCAGAGAUUUAUAAAGUAGAAAUUCAGAACCUUCCCAAGUAUAUUGGUUUCAACGAAGUGAAGAAAUUCCUUGCCAAAUAUGGCCUUAACCCUCACAAGAUUAAGCUGCUGGAGAAACAGACCUUUGCAUUUGUCACCUUUAAGAGUGAGGAGGAAAGGGACAAAGCUAUGAAGGUCCUUCACGGAGUCCGCUGGAAGAAGCAAAACCUCAGUGUCAGGCUUGCAAAGCCGAAGGCUGAUCCCAUCGUCAAAAAGAGGAAAGGGGAAGGGGAGGAGGCAAAAGAGCAGGCGGCGGCGGCAGCCAAGUGCCCGGCAUUAUCAAAAGACAGCAAGGAAGAUCCUCUCAGUAAGCAGAUAGCAGAUGUGGUAACCCCUUUGUGGAAUACCUCGUACGAAGAACAGCUGGCAAAGAAGAAGCAAGAAUGUGAGCAUGUGCUGUUCAAACUCACAAGGGAAAUAGGAAACAACAACAGAGCUUUGCUACCAUGGCUAUUCAUGCAGAAGGAGAAGUACAGUGGUUUGUGUUGCUCCCUGGAGGGGGUGAAGGCAUCACCUAUACAGACUGAGUAUCGCAACAAAUGUGAAUUUUUGAUUGGCAUCGGCCCAAAUCAAGAAGAUAAAACUGUGGGUUUUCGCCUUGGCAAAUAUAAAGGAGGGACGUGUGCUGUAGUGGAACCUUUUGAUACCAUUCACAUUCCGGCUGUUACGAAAAAAGUAGUGAAGGCCUUUCAAGAUUACAUAAGGUCUACACCGUAUACUGUCUACAGUCCAGAAACAUACGAAGGGCACUGGAAACAACUAACAGUGCGCACCAGUAGGAGUGGCCACAUCAUGGCAAUCGCUUAUUUUAAUCCACAGAAGUUAAAUAAAGAAGAGCUUAAUGAACUCCAGGCCUCUUUGGCCAAGUACUUCACAGAAGGCAUUGGAAAGGACUGUGGAAUAACUUCUCUGUAUUUUGUGGAAGAAGGUCAAAGAAAAUCACCCAAUCGUGAAGAUUUAACCUUGGAGCAUGUUGCUGGUGACAAGUACAUAUACGAAGAUGUUCUUGGGCUAAAGUUCCGGAUUUCUCCUCAUGCCUUUUUCCAGGUAAACACACAGGCUGCUGAGGUUCUCUAUUCAGCCAUUCAGGAAUGGGUUCAGGUGAACCAAGAGACCACGGUGCUGGAUAUUUGCUGUGGAACUGGAUCAAUUGGCAUUUCACUUGCCAAGAAAGUGAAGAAAGUGAUUGGAAUUGAACUUUGUCAAGAAGCUGUUGAAGAUGCCAAAGUGAAUGCUCAACUUAAUGAGCUGAAUAAUGUGGAAUUCCACUGUGGAAAGGCUGAAGAUCUUGUUCCUUACUUAGUUAACGUAUUAGUAAUGCAAAAUUCUAUUACAAUAGUGGAUCCUCCACGAGCAGGGCUACAUUCUAAAGUAAUCCUUGCAAUCCGAAAAGCUGAACACUUAAAGAAGCUCAUUUACGUAUCCUGCAAUCCUCGAGCUGCCAUGAACAACUUUGUGGACCUUUGCAGAGCUCCCUCUAAUCGUGUCAAAGGAAGUCCUUUCCGGCCAGUUAGAGCAAUGGCAGUGGACCUCUUCCCUCACACUAUGCACUAUGAACUGCUGUUCUUCUUUGAAAGAAUAGAGCACUCAAGUGAGAAACCAGACAAAGCCUUCCCAGGCUCAACUGAAGCUCCAGCUAUGAAAUUGGAAGCAGCAGGCUCUGUGGAAAAGGACAUUACAGACUUGGCGAAAGAGAGCAGCUAAAGAAUGUUCCAGUGAUGGUUACAGGCUAACCAUUUCAUAUAGUUAAUUUUAAAGCUCCUGCUUUCUUCAAGAAAAUCUGUAGUCAACUACUUUCUUUGGAUUUCAAAAUGGCAGCUAUACCUAAUUGAGAGGUACAUAAUAAAAGGCCAAGGAGCUUGAAA
Elgaria multicarinata webbii is the source of this 2168-nucleotide messenger RNA. It is a transcript of the gene TRMT2A, whose product is annotated as tRNA methyltransferase 2 homolog A. The record is from RefSeq and is a predicted model, not a curated record. NCBI's taxonomy places the organism in Eukaryota, Metazoa, Chordata, Lepidosauria, Squamata, Anguidae. The coding region runs from base 82 to 2007 and encodes 641 amino acids. The transcript has 12 exons. Gene Ontology annotation, biological process: RNA processing. Gene Ontology annotation, molecular function: RNA binding; RNA methyltransferase activity.